Chiloscyllium plagiosum (whitespotted bambooshark) is the source of this 3001-nucleotide messenger RNA. RefSeq names its product mitochondrial rRNA methyltransferase 2 (gene mrm2). The record is from RefSeq and is a predicted model, not a curated record. Gene Ontology annotation, biological process: RNA methylation; mitotic spindle assembly checkpoint signaling; attachment of mitotic spindle microtubules to kinetochore. Gene Ontology annotation, cellular component: mitochondrion; mitotic spindle; nuclear envelope. NCBI's taxonomy places the organism in Eukaryota, Metazoa, Chordata, Chondrichthyes, Orectolobiformes, Hemiscylliidae. Gene Ontology annotation, molecular function: rRNA (uridine-2'-O-ribose)-methyltransferase activity.
UUCGCCGCCCUGUUACUUCUCUGAAGUGUCGCCACAAUUUGUAUUUAUAUAGCGCCUCUGACAUAGUGACACCCCCGCCACCCUUAAUUGGAAUACAACCAAAUAGAAUUUGACACCGAACCACGUAGAAAGAUGUUCAGUCAGAAAACUGAAUGCCAAACGGAAUAAUUUGGCUUUAUGGGAUUAUUAAAGGAAGGCAGAGAUCUAAAGAUUUGGGGGGGUGAGUAGAUUCUAGAGAUUGUGACUCAGGCAGCUAGCGAUGGAGCGAAUAUAAUUGGGGAUGUAGAAGAUCAAAGUUAGAGGAGUGCUGUGAAAUCACAAGGUUGCAUAGUGAGAGGAGAUUAUACAAAGUGUUUUUCCACAUAGCCAGUUGCUAUCUGAAUCCAUUCGCUCAUGCCAUAGUUAACCUACAAGUUUGCUUUUUCUUGCUGGUCAGCCACAUUCCAUUUCAUAUUCGACAAUCUAUAAUUUAAUCAAUGCUCUAUUGUUCGCAACCCAUCACUGGAUUCUGUGAAGCCAACAUUUCAGAUCCGCUGACCUUUCCUCAGAACAUUCUGAAAUGUUAAUUCUGAUUUCUUUCCACAGAUGCUGCCAGACCUGCUGAGGCUUUCCAGCAAUUUCUGUUUUUGUUUCAGAUUUCCAACAUCUGCAGUUCAUUAUUUUCCAUUUCCUGAGUUCUGUGUCACAUUAAUGCUUAUUGGUGCAGUGUUACUGGAGUGGACUUAGGAAACCUAUUUCCACUAACGGAGAUGUUAAUUAGCAAAGGACACAGAUUGGCAGAAGAAUUAGAAGGGAUUUGAGAAAAAUGUUUUUCAAUUAGAGGAUGUCGAAUGUCUGGAAUUUACUGCCCAUUUCAGUGGUUGAGUAGACAGGGUGACAUGAUUUCUUGGGUCCGGCACUGUCUGUUUCAUACAACAGUAGAACAGCUAAAGAAAACACCAGCUGAACAGAGGUGGUUAUCAAGACAACUAAGGGACCCAUAUGUGAAAUCUGCCCGACAACAAAAUUUCCGCUGUCGGAGUGCUUUUAAGCUGCUGGAGAUUAAUGAGAAGCAUAACAUCCUGAAGCCUGGGAACAGUGUGAUUGAUUGUGGUGCAGCACCAGGCGCCUGGAGCCAGGUUGCAGUUGACAGGGUCAAUGCCACUGGCUCUGAUCCAGAUGCUCCUGUGGGUUUUGUAGUGGGCGUUGAUCUAUUACACAUACCUCCUCUGGAUGGUGCUGUGUUCCUGCCUCACUCUGAUCUCCUGGAGCCCACAGUUCAAGCGAGGAUCCAGGAAUCCCUGCCAACAGGAAUGGCUCAGGUGAUCCUCAGUGAUAUGGCACCAAAUGCCAGUGGGAUCCGUGAAUUGGACCAGCAGCGACUGGCUGAGUUGUGCUUAUGUGUUGUUGGACUGGCCAGGAAGGUCCUGAGUCCUGGUGGCACCUUGCUCUGUAAAUUCUGGGAUGGCACUAAUAGCCGUAUCAUCCAAAAGCGACUUGCUGAAUUGUUUAGAGAUGUGAAGAUUUUAAAGCCAGCUGCAAGCAGGAAGGAGUCAUCAGAGAUCUACUUUUUAGCAAAGCACUACAGGACAAGCUAAUGUUUCAGAGUGACUGUUUAUGCUCAAGGAAGUGUCGAUGGCAGUCUAACAAUUUUUGAGACAGUUUGUUUUUUAACAUUUUCUCCCUAUCCUAUCAAAUUUUGCCCCUUAUGUUGAGGCUGACAGUCCACCACUUAGUUAGAAAGAAAAAAAAUGUGUUUCUGUAUAUGGUCUUUCAUGACCACAACGUUUGUGAUUUGUAGCAAUGUAGUACUUCUGAAGUGUCAUAAUUGUUGUAAUGUUGAAAAUGUGGCAGCAAAUUUGCACAGAGCAAAUUCCUACAAAAAGCCAUAUGACAAUGAGAAGACAAUCUGCUUAUGUGAUAAAAGCUGAAAGUUCUAGAGAAACCCAGGAGGUCUAGCAGUAUCUAUGGGGAGAAAAAAAUUAAUGUUAACAUUUGGAGUCCAGUUUGACUUUACUAUGAUAAGUGUCAUCAUUGGAUUGAAAACAUUAACUCUAUUUCUGUCUGCCAGACUUGCUGAGUUUUUCCAGCAGUGUACUCAGGUGCAUGUUAGGAGUCUACCCUGUCUUGGUAGAUUGCAUUUUUACCUCUGAACUAGAAGGUCAUAGAUUCACCUCCCACUCUAAAAAUGAGAACAAAGUGUAAGCUGAUACUCCCAUCUCCUGUACUAUUGAGGUGCCACCUUUUGGUUAGCCAUGGAAGUAAUACCCUAUCUGUCCAUUUAGGAGGAUGUAAAAAACCAUUUGGGAUUUUUUCAAAAAAGAAUGUACAGGGUCCUGGCUAAUAUUUAUUCCUUGAACAACACCCCAAAACAGAUUGCAUUGUUGUUCAUAGGAUCUCCGUGUACAAUUUUCUUUUCAUUCAUGGGAUGAGUUGUCACUGACUAAGCCAGCAUUUAUUACCCAUCCUUAUUCACGAGUCAACCACAUUGGUGAGGGUCUGGAAACACAAUAGGCUAGACCAGAUAAGUAUGGCAGAUUCCUUUCCUUCAAGGCAUUAGUGAACCAGAUUUUUGUUUUCCCCCUGACAAUUGUUUCAUUGUCAUCAUUAGACUCUUAAUACCCGAUUUUUUUAUUGAAUUUAAAUUCCACCAUCUGCUAUAAUGGGAUUUGAACCUGGGUUCCCAGGUCAUUACUUGGGUUUCUGUAUUAACAGUCCAACGAUUAAACCACUAGGCUGUCACCUCCCCAAACUACAAAUUUACUGUAUCUUUUCCUGUAUUAAAAAUACAGAACUAUUUUGUAGACUAUAAAAAGCUUUAUUACUCUUCAAAGUUGUUAGAUGUAUUUAUAUUGCAUCUUUUAAAUGCUAUAUGUAUUUUUUAUUAUUUAUGUGAACUUAAACUUUUUCUUGUACAGCUAUGGAAACUGAAUAUAUGUAAUUCAAUUGUGUAACCCUGAUUGUAUGUUACAUUCGGAUGGUACAAAAAUCAGAUACAAUUAAAAAAAAUGCUUUUCUUUAA